UCCCUGGCAGGAUGAAUGUCUUAGUAGGCAAGAACCUGGCAUUGUGAUCAUUUUAAGUUUGUUGCUAGCCAUGUGGUGGAUUUAAUCUCCUCUAGCACCUGAAACUCAAAUGAUUUGACCCUUCUAUCCAUUAAAGAUGCACUCAACAACUUUUAUGUAUUGAUUUAUGAUAAAUAAUGUUUUAUUCAUUUUUCACAUUUUAUGUAAACUCUAAUAACAUGAUCACUCUACUGGAAAUAAAAAGGAAUUCUCUUAGACCUUUCUUUCAAUUUCUGCAGAGUGAAUUUGUUUGCACUAAAGUUGUACUGCAUUGAGUUUGGGAUACUCUUUUCUUGCAUGGUCUGAGUACAGUUUAAUUUCUUAGCAAUAGACUCGAGGUAAUUUCAGUAAUGAUAUGUAAACAGUAAUGACAUAUAACAUAUAUGUAUAAUUCAUAGAGUUGCGCUUUCUUAAUAAUAUUCAUAGAUGUCUGGUCCAUCUCUUAAAAUUACAAAACUAAAAACCUUAAAAGCUAAACUUAAUCACUGAGCUACAAUCAUUUUCAGAGUGAUCAGGAAAGGAAUUAUGGUUAUCUUAAGCUCUUUGCUAUCUAGCAUAAGUUGAGAUAUCAAAUGAAAAGUCUCCUAUAUCAGUUUUCAUUUGAGCAGUUGGGGCAUUGGGAACAAUACAUUUAUUUGGUUCUCUUUCGUAUUUUAAGGCUUGCACAGGAGGGGGAUGCAAAAUCAGUGAGAUCAGCAUCGCUUUAACUGAUGAGACUGUCCCAGAAGGUGUUCCUGCUCCUACAGCCCAGUCUUAUUCAUCUGACUCUUUUAACAUCUCCUGGACUAAACCUGAAUAUCCGAAUGGUGUUUUAACAACUUAUGGACUAUACAUCGAUGGUGUACUAAUGCAGAAUUUAUCAUGCCUCACCUAUUAUGCUCAUGGAUUUGCUCCUUGGAGUUUACAUUCUUUCAGAGUCCAGGCAUGCACAGCCAAAGGUUGUGCUUUGGGGCCAUUGGUAGAAAAUAGAACAAAUGAGGCACCUCCUGAAGGAGCAGUAACAGUAUUUGUAAUCCUGGAGGGACCCCGGGAAGUCAAGCUCAAGUGGGAAGCACCUCUUUCUCCUAAUGGACGCUUGACCUAUGCAGUCUUUUUUACUGGGCUUUUCUAUGUGGAACAAGUCAAAUACAACUACAGUCUUCUGAAUGACACACAAAUCUUAUAUCACACUGAAGAGGCUAACCUGUGGGUGCCCAUUAGUGGAUUGGUUCCAUUUUCUAACUACACUGUGGAAGUGAAUGCAUCAAAUAGCCAAGGCAGUGUGAUAAGUGAUCCUAUAACAAUCAUGAUGCCUCCAGGGGCUCCAGAUGGCGUGCUGCCUCCAAGGCUUUCAUCUGCCACUCCAACCAGUCUUCAGGUUGUCUGGUCUACACCAGUUCGCAACAAUGCUCCAGGCUCUCCCAGUUACCGACUCCAGAUGAGACCUAGCCACUCCAUGGAUGGAAUUCUAGACCUGUUUUCAGAUCCAUCUGCCUCUGUAAGCUAUGUAAUUGGAGAUCUCCAGCCAUUCACGACAUAUGAGCUGAGGUUGAUCGCCUCCAAUGAAUAUGGCAGCACAUACAGUGACUGGACUUCCCUGGUGACUACAGAGGACAAACCAGGACCUAUCGACCCUCCUUUUCUUUUGGAUGUGAGCCCAAGAACAAUGACUCUGAAGUGGCAACAUCCAUCAAGACCCAAUGGUGUUAUCACCCAUUAUAAUAUUUAUAAAAAUGGCCAUUUUCAUUCAAAGCUUUCAGGAAAAAUAUCUAACAGUACCAUGCUUAACUUACACCCCAAUGCAAGCUACCAUUUUCAGUUAGAAGGCUGCACUUCAAAAGGAUGCUCUCUUUCACCUGAGACCCGGACCGUAUGGACGCUUCCAGAUGCACCAGAAGACAUUCCAAACCCAGAACUGUAUUCUGAUACCCCAACUUCUGUGUCUAUUUCUUGGAAACUCCCUCUCUUCCCCAAUGGCCAACUGGAGAACUUCACCAUUCAGAGAAAAUCUAAAGGGAUGGAACAAGUGACCACAUUGGUGACUCUCCCACUGAAUCAUUCCAUGAAAUUUGUUGACCAAACUUCUGCUCUUAGCCCAUGGACAACAUAUGAGUACCGAAUACUAAUGAGCACAUUAAACGGAGGUACAAAUAGCAGUGCUUGGGUAGAAGUUACCACAAGACCAUCAAGGCCUGCUGGGGUUCAACCACCUGAGGUGCUGGUGUUGGGACCAGAUAUGGCCAAGGUCAUUUGGAGCCCCCCUCUCAUCCCAAAUGGAAACAUACUCAGCUAUGAAGUCUGCAUGCCAGAUCCUAGAAUUAGAGUCACCCCCAGUGGAAGUAAUACCUCACUAUUAAGUCAAAUAAUGAGCCACCUUAUUCCAUUCACAAACUAUUCAGUCACCAUAGUAGCUUGCUCAGGAGGUGGGGGUCAUCUUGGAGGAUGCACAGAGAGUUUGCCUACUCAUAUCAUAACCCAUCCCACAAUACCCCAGGGUAUUGGUACUUUGUCAGUGACUCCAGUGAGUGAGUCCUACAUUGGGGUUUCUUGGCAGCCACCCAGUAGACCAAAUGGACCUCAUUUGAGAUAUGAGCUUCUGAGACGUAAAAUCCAGCAACCACUUGCAUCAAAUCCCCCUGAAGAUUUAAAUCUGUGGCGCACUAUUUACUCAGGAACUCAGCGGUUUUACGAAGAUAAGGGUCUUAGCAGGUGAGAUUACACAAACUAUAAAAACCAACGCUGGCAU
Messenger RNA from Monodelphis domestica (gray short-tailed opossum), 2764 nucleotides. Lineage: Eukaryota; Metazoa; Chordata; Mammalia; Didelphimorphia; Didelphidae. The record is from RefSeq and is a predicted model, not a curated record.